Colossoma macropomum (tambaqui) is the source of this 1401-nucleotide messenger RNA. Its product is annotated as GTPase IMAP family member 4. The coding region runs from base 80 to 667 and encodes 195 amino acids. The record is from RefSeq and is a predicted model, not a curated record. The transcript has 2 exons. Lineage: Eukaryota; Metazoa; Chordata; Actinopteri; Characiformes; Serrasalmidae. Gene Ontology annotation, molecular function: GTP binding.
GGGAGGGAGGAACUGUCAAGAAGCAACUGCAGUGACUGAGAACCAAAAAGAAGAGAGUGCUCUGGACGGUCUCAAGCAAAUGGAACUUAAAAGUUUAGCAGCAUGUGCUGGAAAUCAAAGUGUCUCUUUAUUAGCCCUUGUGCUACUGGGCAGGAGGAAUUCUGGGAAGACGUCAGCAGGGAAUACCAUUCUUGGAAGGAUGGAGUUUGAGACUAGAGUGAAGACCAGACAGAGUGUGAAGAAACACAGCUGGGUGGACGGAGUGAGAGUGGCCGUGGUGGACACCCCUGGCUGGAGUGCGUUUGGUUUAGCCAACACAAAGCAGGUGAGGCAGGAGGUCCUCCGCAGUGAGAUGUUUAGCUCUGUUGGUCAUCGGGUCUUCCUCCUGGUCAUCCCCGUGGAUGCGUUCAGCAGUAGAGACCGUCAGGCUGUGGAGGAAAACCUAAGCGUCCUGGGAUUCGAUGUGUGGAAGCACACUAUGGUGCUCUUCACUUGGGGUGAUGAGCUGAGAGGAAAAAACAUUGAAGAACACAUUAAGAAAAGUGGUAAGCAUCUCCAGAAGAUCCUGGAGAUGUGUGGCUACAGAUACCAUGUCAUAAACAAUAAAGCAACAGACAACUACUCUCAGGUCAGUCUGCUGAUUCAGGCUGUGAAACAAAUGUGCUGAAGUGAUGAAACGGAGAGGGGUCAACAUAAGAAGCAUGUUUAUUCUUAACAGAAGGAAGUGCUGCGGUCUGGAUCACUUUGCACAAGACUGCUUUAUUCUCAUCUAUUCUUUAUUUGCACGUGAUUUGUACUGUUUGUGUAUGUCUUUUUCUUUAUUUUAGCUUUAUUAUGAGGUGUAAAAUAUUUAUUUGUAAGAAACUAGACUUGUACUUUUUAUUUAAAUGAAAUAUAUCAAUAUUUUCCAAAUAUAUCAUGGCACCAGGGUAUGUUAGCUUUAAAGCAGCACUAUGUAAGUUUUGAAAAAAAUGAACAGUACUGAAUGAGGAAAAAAACACGCUGAAAAUAUGGUCUAUGUACAUUACUGCAAGUCGAGCUUUGUAAAGCCUGAAUUAAUCAUUUAAAAGUCAAAGGUUUCAUGUCAGAUUUUUUGGAAGUUUUUCUGACCAGGUCACACAUCUCUAUUAGCGUCAAAUGCACAGUUGAUGUUUAGGUCUCAAAUGCAAAAUCAACAUUACGCUGAUGAAGAUAUGAUAAUAGUACUACAUAAUUCACCUACAUCCUCAGAAGACACUCCCUCCAUUAGUGCAUAAAGAAUGAAUGAAUGAAUAAAUAAAUAAAUAAAUAAAUAAAUAAAGCCUAAAAUGACCAGGGACAUAAACUAACAGAGUUAAAAGGAGCAAUUUGUAAGAUGAAGCAACCUGUCGAAUUCAUACUUCACACAGUCCCUCCUCCUCC